GCGACCCGGGUGGGGGGCGGAGUUGCCCAAGUUUUCGGGGCAAGUUGGGCAGCGGAGCCCCGAAGGACCGGCCAACCCCAGGAUGGAGCUGCCGGCAGUCAACCUAAAGGCGAUCAUUUUCAUGCACUGGCUGCUGACAACAUGGGGCUGCUUGGCUUUUUCAUUCCCCACCUCCUAUGCCUGGAGCAACUUUACUGUCUUGGCCCUGGGUGUGUGGGCUGUCGCUCAGAGAGAUUCUAUCGACGCUAUCAUCAUGUUUCUCGGAGGGUUGGCGAUCACGCUUUUCUUGGACAUCAUUCACAUCAGCAUUUUCUACCCCCGGGAUGCUGCCCAGCUGACUGACACGAUGCGCUUUAGCACAGGGAUGGCCAUCUUCAGCCUCCUCCUCAAGCCCUUGUCCUGCUUGUUUGUCUACCACAUGUACCGGGAGCGUGGAGGAGAACUGGUCCUCAAUAUCGGUUUCUUAGGCCCUGCUCAGGACCAUGGCGCAUACCAGCCGAUUGAUCCCCAGGACUCCUCCUCCUCCUCCCCGCCAUCGCACCCUUACGCCGACCUGGAGAGCAAGGCACCCCUGCGGUCUUACUGAGCUCCCUGCUCCUCACCAUCGCACCCUACACGGACCUGGAGAGUGAGCCUCUGCUGCGGCCUUACUGAAUUCCUGCCCGCAUCACCGCCUGCGCUAAGCAGCUGUGAGCUGCAGUCAUCCUACCCCAUACUCUGCUUUCUCUCUACUGCACAAGACCCUUCCCCUGCCGGUCUCCCCCGGUCUCAGGCACCAGCCAGAGAGAGGAGACACCUUUGAGGUCACAUUGAUGCCUUGUAGGUCCACACACCACCAGGAGGACGAAACCUUUUUCCCUCCCUGUGCCAACAUCAGUUCCCCAACACCCUAGGCCCAUUUCCAGAAGCGUCUGUCCCAUCUCCUUGGUCUGUCUCUGGCCUCUCCCAGGCCCUUCCUUCCAGGAAACACUGUCAUGCUGCACUUUAGCCACAGGGAACCAAGUCUUCCCCCAACCAGGCUGAGCUAGGGGUUUUCUAGAGCCUCUGUGAUCCUCUGGACGUUGUUCAAUCAUGGCUGCUCUGGAGAGGAAGACUGGAGUGGGGAGGGGAUGGAAGAAGCUUGCUUUUUGCUGUUGUAUUAGGCAGGUUUAUGUUUGGGGCCUCAGGGGGAAGCAGAAAAUCUGCCACCUCCCCCGUUCUCCCUCCCCCCUGCCCCCCCACCUCUGAUUACUCCCCAUCCACCAGUUGUAAAUAUUCAGUACCUGUGAAACACUGCCUUUGCCUUCCGGCAGAGAAUUACAGCAUUAAAGUUUCGGAAAUAAAAUUCCUGUGAUUUCUCUAUCUUGAAA
This is a messenger RNA of Tachyglossus aculeatus (Australian echidna), 1349 nucleotides long. RefSeq names its product angiotensin II receptor associated protein (gene AGTRAP). Gene Ontology annotation, cellular component: plasma membrane. The record is from RefSeq and is a predicted model, not a curated record. Bases 83 to 586 code for a protein of 167 amino acids. The transcript is spliced from 5 exons. Lineage: Eukaryota; Metazoa; Chordata; Mammalia; Monotremata; Tachyglossidae. Gene Ontology annotation, biological process: angiotensin-activated signaling pathway; regulation of blood pressure.